Messenger RNA from Mycetomoellerius zeteki, 4244 nucleotides. RefSeq names its product integrator complex subunit 3 (gene IntS3). The record is from RefSeq and is a predicted model, not a curated record. The transcript is spliced from 15 exons. The coding region runs from base 21 to 4172 and encodes 1383 amino acids. NCBI's taxonomy places the organism in Eukaryota, Metazoa, Arthropoda, Insecta, Hymenoptera, Formicidae. Gene Ontology annotation, molecular function: protein binding. Gene Ontology annotation, cellular component: cytoplasm.
CCACCACCGGGUCGGUGAACAUGGCAGGUGCUCAUCUGCUCCACGACGAUUACGUUCAUUCGAGAAAAGACUCCGACGACGAAGCCUUUAAUUUGAAAAUAAUUAAUCAACUCGUCAAUACUUUGUCACGAGAAUUGUCUCUUGAGUCUUACUGGAAAAUCAGGAAUACUGUGAAUGCAACCAUGAGUGCGCAAGAGACAGAGGUGGAGAACCUUAAACAGCAAGGAAAUGCAUGUGUUAGGGAGAAAAAAUAUCAGAAGGCAAUGCUUCAUUACUCACAAGCAAUUAAGCUGGAUCCAAAAAAUUAUUCUCUCUACAGCAACAGAUCCUUCACUUUCCUAAUGUUGGAACGAUAUCGUGACGCCUUGAACGAUGCUCUGAUGACCAUUCGACUAAAGCCUGACUGGUCAAAAGGUUACUUUAGGAAGGGCGAGGUUGAACUGAAACUAUGCUCUUACAAUGAAGCACUUGAGUCUUAUAACAAAGCUUUAUCCUUGCAACCAAACGAGCCUAAGAUUUUGGAAGCGAUGAACAAAGCGUCAAAAUCAUUGAUUAAAGACAGAAGAGCUGAUCAACAGAUCCCGUGGCUUGGAGCUGGCGUUGGUAUUAUACUAGGAGUCACAGUUGUGAUUGCCGAUUAUGUUUUUACAAACAAGCCCACUUUAACGCAUCCUCUACUGAUGGCUUUAUUAACGAUGACUAUAGCUAUGAUUGGCUUUGCCAUCGCAAAAGGACUUCGUUAUUUUUUAAAACACCAAAGAAAGUCAGUCCUAAUAGGAGACUUUCCCCACUGCUUGGUAGAAGCCAAUGAAUUGGAUGAUAUCUAUGUAAAAGAAAGUACUGAUACAAAGAAAAAAGAACGGGGCACAGGGCUGAGGGCUGAGGGCUCGACGGGGCCUCGAGUAACGUUCACGGGCCGGCCGAGGCGCAGCCAGCGAGCGAUGGAGCAGCCCAAGACUCCGGCGUCCCGGCUGUUCAACACGACCUGCAUCGAGAACAAGGACGACCUGGAAGAGAAAUUGGAGAGAUGCCAUUCGACGUUGCAAAAUUUGAUCACGGGACUCUCGGAGAAAGAAGCCCACGACACGCUGAACAAUGCAGUGUGCAAGGACAAGGCGUACGAGGAAGUUUCCCUGGGUUUAUUAGUGAUCAUCUUGACGGAACCGCAGAAUGCUGCAAAGAGUUACAGAGACUUAACAUUGAUCACACGAGAUGGCCUAGGCAUUGUGUUGCUUCAUCUGAAUCAAUUAGUAUUGGAUAAAUAUUUGAGAUUAAAUGACGUUACCAGAAGUCAGUUACUGUGGUUGCUAAGGGAAAUGAUAAGGACUAGUGUAACUAAUGUGGAUAAUCUUUGUUUGACUUUGUUGAGGCAUGCGGCAGGCGGGGAUAUUUCCCCAAAGAACUUAUUCCUAGUUGACGCCCUCUUAGAUAUUUUUCAAGAAAAUCGACCGUGGUUGGAUAAAUUUUCUUUUUUAGUAGCAUCAAUUGUGUACACGUAUUUACGGUUAAUAGAAGACCACAAUGCACCUCAUUUGGCUGGUUUAAGGCAAAAGGAAGUGACCUUCACAACAUCUCUGAUAAGGGAACGAAUGGCAGACUGCCUAGCUAUUGGAAGAGAUUUGGUUCGUUUACUACAGAACGUCGCGAGAAUACCGGAGUUUGAAGCACUCUGGAAGGAUAUAUUACUCAAUCCAAAAUCUCUCUGUCCAAAUUUUAACGGUGUUCUUCAAUUAUUACAAACUAGAACCUCCAGAAGAUUUCUACAAUCUCGUUUGACGCCGGAAAUGGAGAGGAAACUUGUGUUUCUGACGAGUAACGUCCGUUUCGGCAAUCAUAAGCGUUAUCAGGAUUGGUUUCAGAGGCAAUACUUAGCAACUCCUGAAUCUCAAUCGUUAAGAUGUGAUCUAAUUCGCUUUAUCGUUGGAGUCAUACAUCCCACGAACGAACUGCUGUGCUCUGACAUUAUUCCACGAUGGGCAGUAAUAGGCUGGUUAUUCACAACGUGCACUUCCACCGUGGCUGCCAGUAACGCAAAGCUGGCUCUGUUCUAUGAUUGGCUGUUUUUCGAUCCUGACAAAGACAAUAUCAUGAAUAUUGAACCUGCAAUUCUUGUUAUGCACAAUUCAAUGAGGUCUCAUCCACCUGUCACUGCCACACUUCUAGAUUUUUUAUGCAGGAUAAUACCAAACUUCUAUCCUGCGCUAACGGAGAAAGUCAGAAACGGCAUAUUUUCGUCAUUGCGACAAAUUUUAGAAAAACGCGUUUUGCCUAGCCUAUACCCGUUAUUUGAUAGCCCGAAACUUGAUCGAGAAUUAAGGAGCAAAAUACGGGAAACUUUUAAGGAAUUUUGUCUACCACCAAAUUCAGAUAUGCCUGGUAAAAUGGAAGAGCUCAACAAGGAGCACAAUCCAGGGACUGUAAUAGAAAAUACCACAAAUUCUACUGUGGAGAACAACCACGUGGCACAAGAUCCAGAACCAGCAUUCAGUGAUGAAGAAGAGGAGUCUCCUCUCAGAAUAGUAACGAAAGUGGAAGAGGAAGAAGACGAGGAGGAUGUACCAUUGUCUACUGUAAAAUUGAAAAAUGAUCAAAAGAACGCAAACUGUGUCGUGAAGAAGGAAGACAUUACGUCGCAUUUACGUCUUAUAUUGGAGCCGGAAGAGUUGAGAACUAGUAUAGAAACAUUGCAUACGGAAACCGAUAAUGAGUCGAGAUGCCAAGCGAUGGAAAGGAUAGUACAAAUGGUUGUGGAAGACGAAAUAGAUGCAGAGACGAUACCUGCGUUAGCGUCCUGCAUAUCAACUAUCUUAUCGCCGCAAAUCACGGCGCAGAUUUUUCCGUCGGAUAACCUAAAUGAAGAAGUAUUGGCUGAUAGUAUAAGCACGCCGUUGUUUGUUAUGUUUCGAAACCAGUUUCAAUUAUGCAAAGAAGAAGAUAAUAGGCGGAAGCUUUUGGCCAGGGUGCUAGCGGAAAUGCAAUCGGUUCAAUCUAAGACAGGUUAUCUUCUUCUUUACUUCUUAAAAGUCUGGGGCAGAGAAGAAGAGAAAAGAGAAGGCGAACCGAGCAAUGUUCUGAACGAUGUCAAAGCAUCAGUAUAUAAGGACUUCUGCGCGCAGCGAGAAAAAAAAUUGGACGUGUGUCUGGUGUCAGAUUUAAAGCUUUGCCACGAAGAUAACAUAUUCAUGUUAUGUUACCUUGUGCCUGACGUAUACACAGGGUUUCAAAAUGUCGCCGUCGGAAAUGUUCAACUGUUGCAUCUUGUCGUGUCCACUGUGGAUUCGUGCCAGUUACAGGAUUUAGUUUGUCAGAUAAUGCAAGGCCAUCUAAAGAUGUUGAAGAAGGAAUCGUUCACCACGCUAUUGACAGCCAGCUUAAAUUGGGAGACAUUUGAACAGUACUGUUUCUGGCAGCUCAUUUUCGCACACGAUUUUCCCAUUGAUUACGUACUGCCAGUUUUGCCGAAAUUACAGUUUCGUAACCACGCAGAGGCACUUACUUCAAUCUUGUUUAUGCUUAAGCAAGAAAAGCCAACGUUGGAUCUUCUACGACAAUUACUCGCCCGACAAAGCGUUGAUGGUGAUAUGUUUGUUGUGGCAGCGCUACGUUACUGGUGUCGCGAUUACGAAGAGAAACUUGGCGAACUGCUCGCGAAUCUACUUAGCACCCGUUAUCCUGCGACCAGUCCGAACAAACGGAAACGUUCUGGAGCCAAGCAAAAUCAACAGUCUGCUGGUCCACCCACCGGCGAACAAGUUCUCGGUCAUUUGGAUCAAUUACGUCAACACUGUAUGUCCUCCGCGGAAUUACAGUUAUAUCACUCGGAAGGAAUGCAAAGGGCAUUACAGCAGGCGCAGGCGGCGAGUAGUGAUUCACUGAGGAAAAGUUACGGCGAUCUCUUUGCACUUGCAGAAGUCAAUGAAGAGAAUGAACCGCCACCACCGAGUAGUUCCGCGAGAAAACACACUACUGCGUCCUCUGGAGGAGGUGGGGCCAGUGGUAAGGGUGGCCAUAGAAAAACCGGUGCUAACACGAGAGAAAGAUCCAAUUUGAAGAGACCACUUCCGCGGUAUCAUAUCGAUAGUACCUCUAGUAGCGAGGAAGAAGAAAUCGUGAAUCCAAAGCAAGCGAAAAAAAGGAAAAAGAUCAAUCCAGUGGGCUCGGACAGCGACUGACCACCCAGUGUCUUCAUAUGUCACAUGGACCACGUCACGUGUGUGCAGCAAGCUAAACUAGCCUUAAGAAUA